Molecule: messenger RNA, 417 nt
Organism: Symbiodinium natans
Lineage: Eukaryota; Dinophyceae; Suessiales; Symbiodiniaceae
Source: the annotation of a GenBank genome assembly
AUGCGAUGUCGUUCACUGCAGGUCAUGGAAGCAAGGAUGCAGUGGUCAGACCGGGCCUCCCAGCGGCUGCCACGGCAUCUCUCAGUCCCGAAGGCCACACUUUGGGCGGCGCCUCCGGCCGGGACGUUUGAACUUUGGCGACACAGGCUGCGAGCACCUCGCCGGCGGUUUGGGCAAGCUGACUUGGCUCUCCAGAAUCUCCGUCGGCCGAGCAGCCACGGAGGAAGUUCCGUGGAACUUGCCAGUCCAAAGGCCGCCUUCGGCCAACGGGCCCAGCUUGAGGUCUUGGAGGCAUCCUCAGAUGCCGGUGCUGUCGUGUCUACUAGGUGCGCAGGUGAUGCGGCAACUGGCAGAUCUCUGAAUGGCCCGGAGGCUGAGCUGGAGACGCUGGGGCCGCUGAACGUUGAACUGCGAUGA